CUCUCUCUCUCUCUCGCGCACGAACUCAGAACUCUUCUGCUCUCGAUCGAUAGGAUCCGUUUCAUCGUCAGAAUUUGGAAACGAUGAAACGGGACAUAGAGAAUGCAGAAAACCAUCAUUUUUUGGGAAGCAUUUCAACCCAGUCGAUCCGUAACCUUUUUCCUAGAUCCGCCUCUCACAAACUGAAGAUGAAGUCCAGCCUUUCGAUAUCAAAAUUCGGAGGAGAAAACACUCCACCGCCAGAUCCAAAUGUCCAACACAUCAUUACUGGCCCUACCUCUCCUGUGGUUGCCAAAAAACCACUGUCAAAAUCAGUGGUUUUCCAGAAAGAGAGCUCCCGAUCUGGAGGUCAAGAAGAAGAGAUAGUUCCCUCUGAUCCAUCAGUCAAGGUUGUAGUGAGGAUCAGGGCAGAUACUGGGCAAGAAAAGCAGGAAACUUCAACUAUUCGGAGGGUUUCUUCCAAGUCACUAUCAGUUGGAGACCGGUUGUUUAGCUUUGAUGCUGUUGUUGAUUCAAGUUCUUCUCAGGAAGAAUUUUUUAAGUUAGUAGGCGUGCCCCUAGUGAAAAACUCAUUGGCAGGUUUCAACACUUCUAUUUUGUCAUAUGGUCAGACGGCAAGUGGGAAGACAUACACCAUGUGGGGUCCACCGAGUGCCAUGGUUGAAGGCCAUUCCUCUUCUAGUCACCAAGGCAUUGUCCCUCGAGUUUUUCAGAUGCUGUUCUCUGAAAUACAUAGAGAGCAAGAGAAUUCAGAGAAGCAGAUAAAUUACCAAUGUCGUUGUUCUUUUUUGGAGAUAUACAACGAUCAAAUCGGUGAUUUACUAGAUCCAACACAGCGGAACCUUGCGAUAAGGGAUGAUGCCAAGAAUGGAUUCUAUGUUGAGAAUCUAACUGAGGAAUAUGUGACUAGCUAUAAGGAUAUAACACAAAUACUGAUUAAGGGACUUUCAAACAGAAAGGUUGGUGCAACGAGUAUAAAUUCGAAGGGCUCUCGAUCUCAUAUUGUUUUCACUUGUGUCAUUGAAUCCUGGAGUAAGGGUACCUCAUCAAAAUGCUUUGGUAGCUCAAAGACAAGCAGAAUCAGCCUCAUUGAUCUUGCUGGAUCAGAAAGAAAUAAACUUGAUGAUGCUGGUAGACAGUAUGUAAAGGAAGGAAAACAUGUAAAGAAGUCUCUGUCACACCUUGGGAAAUUGGUGAAUAUUCUGGCAGAAGGUGCUCAGUCAGGAGAAUCUAAAAAUAUUCCAUACAGAAAUUCCUGUUUAACACACUUACUAAGGGAAUCCCUUGGUGGCAAUACCAAACUCACGGUUAUUUGUUCCAUUUCCCCAGAUGACAGAUGCAGAGUUGAAACCCUGAGCACAUUAAGAUUUGGACAGCGAGCAAAAGCCAUUCAGAAUAUGCCAGUGAUAAAUGAAAUAACAGAGGAUGAUGUUAAUGGUCUGAGUGAUCAGAUACGUCAAUUGAAGGAAGAACUUAUAAAAGCAAAGUCAGAUGUACACUGCUCAAUUGGGACAAAGAGUGGAUACUAUAAGGGACAAAAUGCACGUGAUAGUUUGAACCAAUUGAGGUUAAGUCUUAAUCGUUCUUUGAUCUUACCCCGCAUAGAUAGCGAUAUUGAGGAUGAUAUAAAUGUUGAUGAAGAAGAUGUAAGGGAACUAAGAGACCAGCUGGACAAUGUGCAUAGUUCCUGCAAGAACAAUUCAAGAGAGCCACCUGACGACAAAGAUUGCAUCCAGUUCUCUACCUUGGAACAAAGUUCUGAGCCUGACAUUGAACUUGAUACUGGUGCACUGCUAGAAGAAAGUAACAUUGAAGAACCCCAUUUGAGAAAGUUUGAGAGGGAACUACCUUCUACUGAAAAUGAUGGGCAUGUGGAGAACCUUCUUGCUUGCCCGGACACUGCUACUACCACUAACUCUGCAAUCAGAAGCAGUCUUUCAAUCAGACCAGGCCGACAAUCUCCAGUCCUCGAAGGCCCAACCUUGUCUGAGUCACCUAAAAUUGCAGACACCCUAAAGAAAAGCAUACCCACCUCAUCAAACCUUUUUGCCAGUCAGAAUUGUGGGUCAGAGAACCCGAAGUUCGAUCAAGAGGUCCAAAGACAGUCACUUAAAGUAGGUGAUCAUAGGCACUCCUCUUUACGGUCAAGUAAGAUAUUUGCAGGUCCCACAGAGUCCUUGGCUGCCAGUCUUCAGAGGGGGUUGCAGAUUAUUGACUAUCAUCAGAGAAGCUCAGCAUCAAAUAAAUCUUCAGUUGCCUUAUCCUUUGAACAUUUGACACUGAAGCCAUUUCAGGCAGUAGAAAAAGAUGAUGCUGGAAUUCAAACAGAGCCAGAAGUGCAAAAACUGGACACACAAAAAUCUGCUUCUUUCCUUUGUACAUCUUGCAAAAGAAUGGGAUUCAGUGGCUCAAAUCAAGUCCAGGAUAGCUUCAACACGUGGAUUGUGCCAUUCAAUGGAGCAGUGAUUCCUGAGGGGCCUAAGGAUGCUGAAAAGCUUUUGGAAGAAGCCAGAAAGAGGGAGAAGGAUCUUGAAAGUCUUUGUGCAGAACAAGCAGCUAAAAUUGACCAACUAAAUUGUCUGGUUGAGCAAUCCAGGUAUGAGAGAGAAAAUAAUUCCAUCGUGCAACAAAAUCAGGAGAUUGAAACUUGUCAGAUUAAGGCCUUAACAAAUGAAAUUGUACCAAGUGAGGAACUUAAAACUGGUUACUCAUCAUUAGAGGAUAAAAACAAGCUCCUGGAAGAGUUGGAUCCUGAGUACAGAAAUACAUUCUCUAACACUAGUGAGAGGGAAGUACUUCUGAAGCAAAUUCAAAGUUUACGAAGCAAGUUGCAGUUAUAUAUGGAUGCAGCUGCUUCUAUUGAGUCCACUGAAAAACAGAAUAGCUUUCACUCGUUGUCAAGAUCAAUCCAUUUGAGUAGAAGUGUAGAUACUCAAGAUAAGAGUGAGGAAGAUAUUGAGAAGGAAAGACAAAGGUGGACAGAAAUGGAAAGUGAGUGGAUUUCAUUAACUGAUGAAUUGAGAAUCGACCUGCAAGCAAACCGUCAGCAUGCAGAGAAGGUGGAGGCAGAGUUGAGAAUGGAGAAGAACUGCACACAGGAGUUGGAUGAUGCCCUAAACAGGGCUGUCCUUGGCCAUGCUAGAAUUAUUGAACAUUAUGCAGAACUACAAGAGAAGUAUAAUGACUUGCUUGAAAAACAUAAGAGAAUCAUGGAAGGAAUUGCAGAGGUGAAGAGGGCAGCUGCAAAGGCAGGAGGCAAGGGUAAUUCACGCUUUGUCAAAUCCCUUGCUGCAGAGCUCUCAGCCUUGAGAGUAGAGAGGGAAAGAGAGAGGGAACAAUUGAAGAAAGAGAACAAAAGUCUUAGAAUUCAACUUAGAGACACUGCAGAAGCGGUUCAUGCAGCUGGAGAACUCCUUGUGAGGCUGAGGGAGGCAGAAGAAGCUGCAUCAAUUGCAGAAGAGAACUCCACAACAGCUCAGCAAGAGAUUGAGAAGUUGAAGAAACAAAUGGAGAAACUGAAGAGAAAGCACAAGAUGGAAAUGGUCACAAUGAAACAGUAUCUUGCAGAGAGCCGGCUGCCGGAAUCUGCAUUGAGACCAUUAUACCAUCAGGAUUCUGAUGUAGCAGAUCACUGCUCCACAACAGCAUUUCUCAAUGAUGAUCAAGCAUGGAGAGCCGAAUUUGGACCGAUAUAUCAGGAUUGCAGGGACUUACAGUAGUAGAGUUAACAAGCACAACAGACCA
Messenger RNA from Telopea speciosissima, 3744 nucleotides. Its product is annotated as kinesin-like protein KIN-12F. Bases 84 to 3719 code for a protein of 1211 amino acids. Gene Ontology annotation, biological process: microtubule-based movement. Lineage: Eukaryota; Viridiplantae; Streptophyta; Magnoliopsida; Proteales; Proteaceae. Gene Ontology annotation, molecular function: ATP binding; microtubule binding; microtubule motor activity. The transcript is spliced from 16 exons. The record is from RefSeq and is a predicted model, not a curated record.